AUGGUGCAGAGUGCUGAUCAAUCUGCAACCAAACUGGAAGUUUCAACUCCUGAUGACAAACAAGGUGAAUAUCACUUUUUGACAGAGGAAAACAAGGAAGGCGGUGCUUGUGACAGCAACGACGCUGAAGUUUCUCUUCAAGCUCCACCCUCAGAAGUAAAUACUCCUUUUGAAUCCCAACUUGAGGACAAUACUGUGAGUGUAGAUGAGAAAGGUCACAGUGACUUUGACAGGAGAAACAAAAGAAAAAUGGGAUCCAGCCGUAGAAAUAAAGGAAGGCAGCAUGAGAAGGAAUUUACAAAUGAAGAUACAAUUGUUGAUGAAAUCCCUGAAACAACAAAAAUGUCAGCAACAGAAACGACAAGACCUGAAGAAUUAUUGCAAGAACAUGAGUGUGACAUUCCUCUGUCUGUGCCAUAUGACAGCGCCAUGUUUACAGUGUCUACACCUGCUUAUUCUACUGAGGUCCAGAACCCAAGUGCAGCAAGCUAUCCUGAGAUUAGCUUGGAGACUUUCACUCGAGAAAAUGAAAAUAUCCAAGAAGAUCAAAAUCAAACAGUCUUAAAUGUGCUUUCAGAUAAACCAGCUGAAGUUAAGAUGGAAGAAGUGGAAAGAGGUGAUACUCUUCAGGAUGAAAUUAAACAUACUCAUCAUUUAGAUGAUGCUGCGACAAAAGUGCAGGAAGAGGAGGUUAAGCCACCACAAAUGCAAGAAAUGCUGCAGAAAGAUUUCUCAUCUGAAAAUGUGAUUGAUGAUGCCACAGAAAACUCUUCAGUUAUUACUGGAGACUUAGCCCAAACUGAAAUCAGCAGUACUUACCAGUCUCAACUGAUGGUGCAGAGUGCUGAUCAAUCUGCAACCAAACUGGAAGUUUCAACUCCUGAUGACAAACAAGGUGAAUAUCACUUUUUGACUGUGGAAAAAGAGGAAGGCGGUGCUUGUGACAGCAACGACGCUGAAGUUUCUCUUCAAGCUCCACCCUCAGAAGUAAAUACUCCUUUUGAAUCCCAACUUGAGGACAAUACUGUGAGUGUAGAUGAGAAAGGUCACAGUGACUUUGACAGGAGAAACAAAAGAAAAAUGGGAUCCCGCCGUAGAAAUAAAGGAAGGCAGCAUGAGAAGGAAUUUACAAAUGAAGAUACAAUUGUUGAUGAAAUCACUGAAACAACAAAAAUGUCAGCAACAGAAACGACAAGACCUGAAGAAUUAUUGCAAGAACAUGAGUGUGACAUUCCUCUGUCUGUGCCAUAUGACAGUGCCAUGUUUACAGUGUCUACACCUGCUUAUUCUACUGAGGUCCAGAACCCAAGUGCAGCAAGCUAUCCUGAGAUUAGCUUGGAGACUUUCACUCGAGAAAAUGAAAAUAUCCAAGAAGAUCAAAGUCAAACAGUCUUAAAUGUGCUUUCAGAUAAACCAGCUGAAGUUGAGAUGGAAGAAGUGGAAAGAGAUGAUACUCUUCAGGAUGAAGUGAAAGAUGCUCAUUAUUCAGAGGAUGCCGUGACAAAAGUGCAGGAAAAGGAGGUUAAGCCACCACAAAUGCAAGAAAUGCUGCAGAAAGAUUUUUCAUCUGAAAAUGUGAUUGAUGAUGCCACAGAAAACUCUUCAGUUAUUACUGGAGACUUAGCCCAAACUGAAAUCAGCAGUACUUAUCAGUCUCAACUGAUGGUGCAGAGUGCUGAUCAAUCUGCAACCAAACUGGAAGUUUCAACUCCUGAUGACAAACAAGGUGAAUAUCACUUUUUGACAGAGGAAAACAAGGAAGGCGGUGCUUGUGACAGCAACGACGCUGAAGUUUCUCUUCAAGCUCCACCCUCAGAAGUAAAUACUCCUUUUGAAUCCCAACUUGAGGACAAUACUGUGAGUGUCAAUGAGAAAAGUCACAGUGACUUUGACAGGAGAAACAAAAGAAAAAUGGGAUCCAGCCGUAGAAAUAAAGGAAGGCAGCGUGAGAAGGAAUUUACAAAUGAAGAUACAAUUGUUGAUGAAAUCCCUGAAACAACAAAAAUGUCAGCAACAGAGACGACAAGACCUGAAGAAUUAUUGCAAGAACAUGAGUGUGACAUUCCUCUGUCUGUGCCAUAUGACAGUGCCAUGUUUACAGUGUCUACACCUGCUUAUUCUACUGAGGUCCAGAACCCAAGUGCAGCAAGCUAUCCUGAGAUUAGCUUGGAGACUUUCACUCGAGAAAAUGAAAAUAUCCAAGAAGAUCAAAAUCAAACAGUCUUAAAUGUGCUUUCAGAUAAACCAGCUGAGGUUGAGAUGGAAGAAGUGGAAAGAGAUGAUACUCUUCAGGAUGAAGUGAAAGAUGCUCAUUAUUCAGAGGAUGCCGUGACAAAAGUGCAGGAAGAGGAGGUUAAGCCACCACAAAUGCAAGAAAUGCUGCAGAAAGAUUUCUCAUCUGAAAAUGUGAUUGAUGAUGCCACAGAAAACUCUUCAGUUAUUUCUGGAGACUUAGCCCAAACUGAAAUCAGCAGCACUUACCAGUCUCAACUGAUGGUGCAGAGUGCUGAUCAAUCUGCAACCAAACUGGAAGUUUCAACUCCUGAUGACAAACAAGGUGAAUAUCACUUUUUGACAGAGGAAAACAAGGAAGGCGGUGCUUGUGACAGCAACGACGCUGAAGUUUCUCUUCAAGCUCCACCCUCAGAAGUAAAUACUCCUUUUGAAUCCCAACUUGAGGACAAUACUGUGAGUGUAGAUGAGAAAAGUCACAGUGACUUUGACAGGAGAAACAAAAGAAAAAUGGGAUCCAGCCGUAGAAAUAAAGGAAGGCAGUAUGAGAAGGAAUUUACAAACGAAGAUACAAUUGUUGAUAAAAUCCCUGAAACAACAAAAAUGUCAGCAACAGAAACGACAAGACCUGAAGAAUUAUUGCAAGAACAUGAGUGUGACAUUCCUCUGUCUGUGCCAUAUGACAGCACCAUGUUUACAGUGUCUACACCUGCUUAUUCUACUGAGGUCCAGAACCCAAGUGCAGCAAGCUAUCCUGAGAUUAGUUUGGAGACUUUCACUCGUGAAGGCGAAAAUCUCCAGGAGGAUCAACAUCAAACAGUCUUAAAUGUGAUUUCAGAUACAGAAGUGGUGAUUGGGCUGAAAGAAGUGGAAAAACAGGAGGACACCGAACUGUUAACACAGAAUGCAAAUUUACAAGGCAACAAUUUAUUAAGUAGGGCAACAGAAUGCAUGAUCACAACUGAGAUAACAACUGAAAAAAGCAGCCUUAGAGGAAGCAGUGAUGUUGAAGGCAGAGUUGUACAAGAAACAUUUUUAUUAUCAAAAUAUGUGUUGUCUACAAAUAGGGAACAACAUGAGCACUGCAACCCGGAUGAAGUCACCAGAGCUCAGCAGUCAGACAGUGCAUCAGUGCAUCAAACUGACUACAUCUCAAUUACAGAGAGAGAGUAUUCUCACCAAACACCCCUAUCUGAAACAAAUACCUCUUUGGACUUCCAAACUCAGGAUAAUUCUCAGAGCAUCACAGAAGAUCACACAGGCCUCAGCCGUGCAGGGAACAGAAAGAAACUGGGGUCAAGUCGAAGAAAUAAAGGAAGACAGUGUGUUAAUGACACUGAUGCUUAUCAGGAACUUAAAAAUGAAGUUGUAGAAAAUCCCACAAGUGAUGAAGCCCUCACAACAGUUAAAAUGUCACCAUCAACAGCAAAGGAGGAACAAGCAGACGACCUCAUAUCCACUGAGAAAGCAAUGCAGAUUAGCUCAGCUGCAAAUGAAGAUGAAAAUACAAAAAAGCUGUCGGAGGAAGAUUCAUUUUUCUUACAAAAUGAUAUGGGCAGCAGUACAAUUGUGACAUCAGACAGUAAUUCAUGCUCAAACAACGAUGGUUUUCUGAACUCUAACCAGGAUGUCAAUGAGGAAAAUAAACUUGUUGAAGAGACUGAGGAUUUGGAUCAGCUUACAGGAUGUGACACAGUUACAAAGCACCUGAUGCAAUCGCCACAAGCCUCAGUUUGUAACGUUGCCUCAGACAUGCAACACAUCUCAUAUCAUGAUGGCAUUAUAAGCUCUUGCUCUGUGGAUAUGCUUGAUAAAGAAGAAGCGCUUCAAAUCCAAAACGCCACAACUCUAUCUUCAGACAAAGACCUACUGGGACAACAAAUCGAAGACAUGAGUACUUCAAACAAAGUUGUGUCUACUGCAAAAGAACCAGCUUUGCAUGCAUCAGAUGGAAUGACAAUUUGCACAGCAAUGCAUGCAAGCAACAACCAGCUAGAACAAACUCAAUCGGGUAACAGAAGUAAUCUGCAAAUAAAUCCAAAACAGAAGAGGAGAAAGAUGGGUUCUACUCGCAGGACUCAACUCAACAGGAAAAAUGAAGAGGAAACAGACAACACAGAUGAAACCAAGGAAAGUGAGUUUAAUGCUGAAAUUGAUAUGAGGAAUCUUGACAAGAUGGAUGCGGGAGAGUUACUGUUAACUAUAGACGUAUCAGAAAAUGAAACUGCACAACCGUUAUUCUCUGCUGUUCAUAAACAACAGGAAACUGAUGAAGCCACUUCUGUACCAAGCAGUACAGAGAGCAAUGUGACACCAGUAAAAGAUUUUAAGGCCCCUCUUCCUAAACAAUCUACUUCCCUCAGUGAGGAAACUAUCAGUCCGGUUACAUGUGCUAAGGUAGGUGAUGUAAGGGAAGUUAUUGUGGAGCUACCACAACUAGAUGAUUGCACAAGCUCUGAGAUGCAAAUAACCACUGUGGUCGUGGGUAGAAGCAGACGCUUCAUAAAUCAGUUGCUGCCCCCAAAUACCGAUCCUGCAUCAGACACUGGCAUAACGGAAGGGAGUUUAGAAUCUUCCACUGAGGCCAGGCAGACUACACAAAGUGACACAGAAAGGCCAGGGAGCAUAAAGGUAAUACAAGAUCAAGACACUAAUGAGAAAAAGUCAAAUGACUUUAAUGACGAAGCUCUUGAUAAAAACCCAGAGAUGAAGAAUUCAAGUCCAAAUCUAAAUUCGACCAACAGGAGAAGAAAGAUGGGCUCCAGUCGCAAGAAUCUUAAAUCCAGAAACAAAGAAGACCUGCAUCAACAGCAGGAGGUGGAUAAUGAGGCAAAAGAGAUGGGAACAAAUGUUGCACAUACUGAGAGUUUCCCUGGAAUCACAGUAGAGCUUCAGCUUCACAUAGAACCCAAAGGCAGUGACUGUGAACAAGCAAAAGAGAAAGUAUUUGAAACAGUGGAAAUCAGCCCUCCAGGUCAGUCUCAAGUUAAAUCUCUGGCUGAGCAAACAGCUGAAGAAAGGCCUGAUUCUCAAGGCCAACUAGUAGAAACAGAACAUAGGCUGACUGCAAAUUACCUCCUAUCUACCUCCCCCAACAAUGAUGUGGUGUCAGAAUCAGCAUCUGGAGGGAGGAAAAGAAAAAUGGGAUCUAGCCGAAAGACCCGUGGACAUCAACGUACAGAAGACCAAACAGCAGAGGGUGCAAUAAUAGAUGAUCAAAAUGGGAGGGAUGCCAAAAUUUCAGAGGCUGAAGAAAGUGACAAUAAACCAUCAUCGGGCAUCUCAAAGAGUGGAGAGCACACAAAGGCUGUGAGUGAGAAGACUUCAGCCAAACCUUGUAAUGCUGAAACCUUCCUGGGUCAAGAGAGUCAAACCCUUUCUUUGGUUGGUAAUCCCGGAGGGACAGACCUCAAAUCAAAGCGUUACGAUGUGGUGAUGAUCGGAGACAGCAGCGUGGGAAAGACCUCCUUCAUGAAAAGAGCUCAGAGUGGGAAGUUUUCUUUAGAUUUGCCUGCCUCAAUCGGCCUGGAUUCGCUGAUUUGGCCCGUUGUAGUAGAUGGAAAACCUCUGGUACUACAGCUAUGGGACACAGCAGGCCAAGAAAGGUUUCACAGUAUCACCAAACAGGUCUUCCACAAAGCCCAGGCCUUUCUUUUGAUGUAUGACAUCACUUCCACUAAAAGUUUUUCUGCAGUCAGCUACUGGGCAAACUGUAUUCAGGAGUCUGCUGCUGAAAAUGUCAUCGUUUUACUUCUUGGAAACAAGAACGACUGUUCACAGCGACAAGUUAAAACUCAUCAGGGGGAAAUUCUUGCUAAGGAAUAUGACUUUGAGUUUAUGGAGUGCAGUGCUGCCACAGGUGAAAAUGUGAUCCAGUCUUUGGAAAUUGUAGCCAGGAAGCUGAGUCAAAGAAUUGACACAAGAGAAGAAGCCACAGUGUUGCACAAAGAGCCAGAACAGAAAAAAAGCUCAAGAUGUUGCUGAACAAAAAAAAAAAAAAGGCAAGUGGUGUGAUCCUGCAAACGGGAGCACACUAUACUGGUCUGGCUUUCUUGUAACCCAAUACCUUCUAUUAUUUAACUUGUAUUUACAUGACUGUGUAUACUAUCUCAUUACCUUUAGCUUUUAAAUUAUUUCUUCCAAACCCUUUCAUGUGGAAUAUUAGUUUAGAGGGAAAGAGUUAAUAGUGACUGAAGUUCUAUACUUGCAGGAGAAGGCUUCCUCAGUAUUUACUUACUUAAUAACUACUCAGUAAUUUAAUGCAUAUACAAGCUAUCAUUUUGCACAGUGUGUUUUAUUAGUGUGUAACAUUAGUUUUUCUUCUGCAAUAUGAAAUUUUUGUGCAAUUUCGAAUAAUUUCAAAUCAAGUCUUUUUGCAGAUUGAAAUUAUUCCAUAUGACGCUGUAGUAUCUAAUCUCAAGCCGAAUUUCACAAAGUCAAUCUCUGUUGCUGUACAUCUAUUGAAUGUGUGCGCUACACUGUAUUCACUUUAUGGACUUGCACUAAAAUUAAAUGUAAAUGUGUAUAUAGUGUGUUUAAUCUUAACAGGCAAAUUGCCUCUCAGAGCUUACAGAUAUUUCUAAAGAUCAAGAGAACGUGUGAACAAGAGCAAAUCUUUGUAUUUGUACCCAUUUAGAAAAGUGUUGAAUAAUUACAUUUCAUGAAAUCAUUAUAUAAUUAUAUUAGUUGUAUCGUGAGUUUGUUUACCCUCUCUUUUAAAUUAAUAGUGUUGGAAUUCAUCUUCAUUUCAGUUAUUGUGUGUCUAGUCUGACAUAACUAUAAAUCAAUGUAAUUCCUCUAUAAUUAAACACAGCAUCAAUGACACAAUCAGCGGUUCCAAACAUGAAUGUAUUCUUUAUUCUUGUGCGUUUCCUUUGUGACCGAGUACCUUUAAUCAAAUUGUUUUAACAGCGUGCCUCAUGAUUAAUAAAUCU
Archocentrus centrarchus (flier cichlid) is the source of this 7166-nucleotide messenger RNA. RefSeq names its product RAB44, member RAS oncogene family (gene rab44). Gene Ontology annotation, molecular function: GTP binding; GTPase activity. The record is from RefSeq and is a predicted model, not a curated record. The transcript has 9 exons. The coding region runs from base 1 to 6216 and encodes 2071 amino acids. NCBI's taxonomy places the organism in Eukaryota, Metazoa, Chordata, Actinopteri, Cichliformes, Cichlidae.